GUAUUUCCGGUUUCCGGUUCAUCAACGUCUGUCGUCCUGUCCGUCACCAAAUGGUUCCCCUCACAACUAUAGGGAAGUCAGUGAAGCUUGUUUAGUUUGUGAAUCGAUGUUUCGUCGUCGUUUUGAUUAAUCGCUUGAGUUAUUAAACAUAAAUGGAUUCCAGGGUUGCUGAAAGUAAGACGUCUCGGCCGUUGAGACGAUCGACCAGACAGACUUCAGGUAACGUUAAAGCAUUGAGUUAUGAAGCGACCCCCAGAGGUCCUCUAAAGAGGACCAGAAAAGGUUUAAAAACUCAAGCUCCUGUUGCAGCUGUCAAUGGUUCCAGAGAUUCGGAGACUCACUCAGAGGAUGAAGCGUCCCCCAGCAAGAAGAAGCAGCCGGACACUGGAGAAGCAGUGGGAGGCAGCGGUGAUGAGAAUAAGAUGGAUGUCCAGGAAUCAGUUGAAGAUCCUGAGAACAAUGAAGACCAGGAAAUGGAUCUUAUACAGGAUCCCUCUCAUGACACUGAGCUACCAAAAACAUGCAAAGGCGCCCAUGGAGAUAUAAAUUUAUCCCCUCGUGUUGUGCUCGGUGAACGCUACAGAUCCAGUCAUGCUGUAAAUGAAGAUGCAGACAGGAUAAAAACCAAGCGAGUAACACAAUCAACAAAAGGAUCUGUAGUACCCACCAAGUCUGCCACACAAAUCAGACCAACGGCCAACAGCAAUGAUUUGCCGAUUCCCAAGGUCACCAUGGCCGACUACAAGAAGACGAUGGAGGCCAAAGCCAUGAGCCCUGGUUUGCCGACAGUUAACCACCAUAUCCCAAGUGUGUAUCCAGCCUUGGAGAAAUCCUACAGAACACGACAACGAGUGAAUAACAUCCCGCCACAGAAAGAAACUAUUCAGCACAAAAAACAAAGGAUAAAGAAAGCAGUUGUUAUCAAGAGAAGCUCUGGAUAUUCCUGUAGAGGAUUCAUGUGGUGUUUAUGGCGUUUGGUUCUCUUGGUGCUGCUCGGUUCGGCCCUCUUGCUGGCAUGCAAGAUCAUCCCUGUACUCAAAAAGACUGCAGAUAGUGGAUCGCAUCCAUCCAGGGCUGUAACGCCAGAAAUAUUUGCAGACCAGUUGUCUCUUCUUGAGACUCAGUUUCCUAGUCAGCGGCCUGACUUGUGGAAGAGGAGCAAGAUCCACCUGGAGAAGCAUCUGAAAACAGCCCAUCCUACAGAGCCAGUCAGUCUGAUCUUUACUGCAGGCCGCAGGGCUGAGAAGACGCUGCACUGCCUGGCUCAGAGCCUGGCCUCUUCCUUCUCUUCUGCCCUCAACGCCUCCGUCCUCCACAUCGACGGAGCCAGUAAAGCCAGCCAGGACAGCGAUGAGGUGAAGCUGGACAUUGACAACCAGUUGCGAGCCGCCUUCGGAGGAGACAAACCCGUGGCGGUCAUUCACCGCUUCGAAGAACUGCCUCCAGGCUCCACCCUAAUUUUUUAUCGCUACUGCGACCACGAGAGCGCCGCGUACAAGCGGGUGUUCCUGUUGUUUACUGUGCUACUUCCUCAAGACGAGGUCAAGAGCGAGCUGAGUCUCAAGGGAGUGGAGGAGAUGGUGCACGACUAUGUCAAGGAACGGCUGGUGGACUCCAGCAACCACACUGGCUUCAGUGAGAUGGAUAUUGACAAGUACGGUGGACUGUGGAGCCGCAUCUCCCACCUGGUCUUACCUGUGGUGUCUGAGCAGAAAGUAGAGCAGAAAGGAUGCUGAUGAGCCGUCAGAGAGGAAGUCAGAGUACCACUUUGAACCAGCCUGAUCCGUGCAGGAGCUAUGAACCAGAGAAGAAACAUGUCAAUAUAACGUGUGUGCUGUUACAUUUCACAUAUAGACUUGAAUUAAAAUGUUUGAAGGUUGUAUUGAUCGCUCUCUCUCUGUCGGAGAUGAGAUUGUACUCACGCAGCAGUACAAUGCCCAUCAGUGGCACGAUCAUUCCACCUCCAAAGUAGGGUAUGAAAUGCAUAUUCUCAUGCAGAUUUUGUAUACAAUAUAUAGUUUGACUGAUUUGUUUUCUCCUUGUUCUAUAUCAUAAAUCUGCACUUUGUUCAACAGCUUUUUAACCCAUUUAAGGAGAGUUUUUGGUGAAUUGUCAGCAUGAUUUCUUCUUUGGAACUGACAAAAAAAAUUUAAUUUUCCGUUGACAUCUGUUGUUUUAGGUGUAAAUUCAUAUUUCUGGUUCUGUAUCAAAUCUCUCAGACAACUGUAUAUUUCUGUUUAAUAUCCCCAUUGAUAUGUGUGUCCCUUCAUUUAAUUAUCUUGUGUACACAAUUGGAUUUGCACUGAAAAUGUUUGCUUUAACUAUCCUUCUUAUCAAGAGUGCUGGCUUUUAUUAAGAUAACUAUUUUAUAUUCUUUCUUGUUUUCUGAAUAUGUAUAUUUGUGAUAUGUUGUGUCUUUCCUAGAUUGGAAUAUUUUUUGAUAGCUGUAUAUAUGUAUUGAAUAUAAAGAAAAAGCUUUGUUCUUUGCACCUGUUGUCAAGAAACGACUGAAAUGUAUUUAGAAUGUUUUCAACUCAGAAACAUACAGGUUCUCACUAAGUGAUUUGAAUUUGUAAAAAUUAAAUAUUCGUUAGCAAGUCACGAAAUGUGCCUUAAACACACUCAUUGGACUAUAUCUGAAACACUCAUCAGUUGUUUGAUACUGUAACUUGACAAAUUCAGAACCCAAACAAGGUUUCUCUGCUUUUUUUCUGAUUUGUGCACAUUUCAAAAUACAGAAACAUGUUCUUUACCAUGAUACCACUCAUUCCUCUUAUGUUGUAAUUCUGAGAUGAAUUUGUUUUUGCUCACAUGAAUAUGUGUAUAUAUUCAAUAAAGAUUAUUUUGAUAACUUGAA
Sebastes umbrosus (honeycomb rockfish) is the source of this 2857-nucleotide messenger RNA. RefSeq names its product torsin-1A-interacting protein 2-like. Gene Ontology annotation, molecular function: ATPase activator activity. Bases 153 to 1736 code for a protein of 527 amino acids. NCBI's taxonomy places the organism in Eukaryota, Metazoa, Chordata, Actinopteri, Perciformes, Sebastidae. Gene Ontology annotation, biological process: membrane organization. The record is from RefSeq and is a predicted model, not a curated record. The transcript has 8 exons. Gene Ontology annotation, cellular component: membrane.